AUGCAUUCAUGACCACAAACGUCACAACAAGCCAAAACAUUUUUUAUGCAUAAUUCUAAAACAUUUAUUUCAGUCAAAAUAAAGAAGUGUUCACCAAGAAAGAUUUGCUAGAAGUUUUCUUGCAUCCCACACACUUUGUCCAAACAGCUGCUAUAUAUAUACAAAAUAAAUUUGUAUAUAUCUACUGUCUCCACCACGCUUCACCAUCAUCACCACCACAAUCCACCAUGCCUCACCGUAUCCUCCUUGUACCAUACCCCGUACAAGGCCACAUAAACCCAGCCUUCGAAUUCGCAAAACGACUCAUCACUUUAGGUGCACAUGUCACCAUCUCUACCACCGUACACAUGCACAACCGCAUCACUAACAAACCUACCCUCCCUAACCUCUCCUACUACCCCUUCUCCGACGGCUACGACGACGGCUUUAAAGGCACAGGCAGCGAUGCUUACUUAGAAUACCAUGCAGAGUUUCAACGCCGCGGCUCAGAGUUUGUCUCAGAUAUCAUACUCAAAAACUCACAAGAAGGUACCCCUUUCACUUGCUUAGUUCACUCCCUCCUCCUUCAAUGGGCCGCAGAAGCCGCACGUGAGUUUCACCUCCCGACGGCUUUGCUUUGGGUUCAACCAGCUACUGUGUUUGAUAUCUUAUAUUACUACUUUCAUGGCUUCUCUGAUUCAAUCAAAAACCCUUCAAGUUCUAUUGAAUUACCAGGAUUACCAUUAUUGUUUUCUUCACGUGAUUUACCUUCGUUUCUAUUAGCGUCUUGUCCAGAUGCUUACUCUUUAAUGACUUCAUUCUUUGAAGAACAAUUCAACGAGCUUGAUGUAGAAACAAACCUAACAAAAACAAUACUUGUUAACUCCUUUGAAUCAUUGGAACCAAAAGCGUUGAGAGCCGUUAAAAAAUUUAACAUGAUCUCAAUUGGACCGUUGAUUCCUUCAGAGCAUUUGGACGAGAAGGAUUCAACGGAGGAUAAUUCAUAUGGAGGUCAGACUCACAUCUUUCAACCUUCUAAUGAUUGUGUUGAAUGGUUGGACUCAAAACCAAAAUCUUCUGUGGUUUAUGUUUCAUUUGGUAGUUACUUUGUUUUGUCUGAGAGACAAAGGGAGGAAAUUGCACAUGCUUUGUUGGAUUGUGGAUUUCCAUUCUUGUGGGUUCUUAGGGAGAAAGAAGGUGAGAAUAAUGAGGAAGGUUUUAAAUAUAGAGAGGAGUUAGAAGAGAAGGGGAAGAUAGUGAAAUGGUGUUCUCAAAUGGAGAUUCUUUCACAUCCUUCAUUGGGUUGUUUUUUGACACACUGUGGUUGGAAUUCAACUUUGGAAAGCUUGGUAAAAGGGGUUCCUAUGGUGGCGUUUCCACAAUGGACAGAUCAGAUGACUAAUGCAAAGUUAAUUGAAGAUGUGUGGAAGAUAGGAGUAAGAGUGGAUGAAGAAGUGAAUGAAGAUGGAAUUGUGAGAGGGGAUGAAAUUAGGAGGUGUUUGGAGGUGGUGAUGGGGAGUGGAGAGAAAGGAGAGGAAUUGAGAAGGAGUGGAAAGAAAUGGAAGGAGUUGGCUAGAGAAGCAGUGAAGGAAGGUGGCUCUUCAGAAAAGAAUCUGAGGAGUUUUUUGGAUGGGGUUGUUGGAUGAUGAUGUAGAUGUGUAUGGCUAAAAAAGGCAUAGUUAAGGUGGACCACGAUUACUACAAGUUAGAAUUGUCAAUGAUGGAAUAAUAUUUCACCAAAAAUAUGUCAUAGGCAUAGUUUAAUAUAUCAUAUGCUUUUUUUGGGUUAAGAAUUGUGUAGUCGGAAUUUCACCAUCUUACAAUGAAUAAAUGAAGAAUCUCGGCUCAUAUAUAUUGUAAUGUUUCAAUUAAGUCAAUUAUAUUUAGUAGA
Messenger RNA from Medicago truncatula (barrel medic), 1870 nucleotides. RefSeq names its product phloretin 4'-O-glucosyltransferase. The record is from RefSeq and is a predicted model, not a curated record. The coding region runs from base 228 to 1625 and encodes 465 amino acids. NCBI's taxonomy places the organism in Eukaryota, Viridiplantae, Streptophyta, Magnoliopsida, Fabales, Fabaceae. Gene Ontology annotation, molecular function: quercetin 7-O-glucosyltransferase activity; quercetin 3-O-glucosyltransferase activity. The transcript has a single exon.